Molecule: messenger RNA, 309 nt
Organism: Nerophis lumbriciformis (worm pipefish)
Lineage: Eukaryota; Metazoa; Chordata; Actinopteri; Syngnathiformes; Syngnathidae
Source: RefSeq, a predicted model, not a curated record
AUGGAUGUCAAACUGCUGCCACUGUUACUUCUGUUGGCCGUGAUCAUACAUGGACCUACAAGUACCGCAAAACCCAUCAGUCUUGUGGAAAGAUGCUGGUGUCGUUCAACGCUAAACACGGUUCCUCAGCGCUCCAUCAAAGAGCUCAAGUUCCUCCACACGCCUAACUGUCCCUUUCAAGUCAUUGCCAAGCUGAAGAGCAACAGAGAAGUUUGCAUCAAUCCGGAAACCAAGUGGCUGCAGCAGUAUUUAAAGAACGCCAUUAACAAGGUGAAAAAGUCAAGAAGACGCAACAACAAAAAACACUAG